CCCUCCCUCCCUCCCACAGCAAACACAUAAUAAACAUGUAUAUAUUUGUCAAUCUUCUACGUUGAACUUUCUUCACACUCUCUCUUGUAUAUGCUAGUCCCGGAUCACCUACCUAGCUCUCGCCCCUGAUGGUGAUAAUUUUCAUUAUAUAUAUAUAUAUGUGUGUGUGUGUAUGUAUAUCUUCUCAACAACCACUUCGACUCACCAACUAAUUCCAGAACCAGAUGCUAAUAAUUACACUGUGAAUGGGUGCACAGAGCUUCACAACCUCCAUAACCACCAGGCCAAGUGCUCCUAUCUCAGGGCCAGCGGCUGCCGUCCCCCAGCAGAAGCCGUCAUAUCCUGUAUCCGCCUCUUCUAUUGCUCUUCCCCUCUUUUUCUUCUGGGCCUCCCCCUUCUCCUCUGGCUCCUCGUCCUCUUCUACCUCCUCGCCGACACUGCUUCCACUUACUUCUCCUCUUCCCUGCAAAGCAUGUCCAGAGCCCUGAAACUUUCUCCGGCCAUAGCAGGCCUCACUCUCCUUUCUCUUGGAAAUGGCGCGCCCGAUCUCUUCUCCGGCAUCGCCUCUUUCAUGGGAGACGGAGACGGCAACACCAAACUCGUUGGCCUCAGCACCAUUCUGGGCGGUGCCCUCUUUGUGUCUACUUCUGUGGUUGGCAUCAUAAGCAUUUCCAUCCGCCAUAGCCGUAUACAGAUAGAUAAAUCCAGUUUCAUCAGGAACAUCCUCGUCUUCCUUUUGUGUCUACUUGGGAUUCUAAUAUCCGGGAAGGUCAACCCAUGGGGCGCAAGUUUCCUCACACUGUACCCUCUAUACGUGUUCAUGGCCUCCACCACACAGGCUUGUAGAUCUCAAUCUCCAGAAGAGGACAAUCCAGCGUUAGGAGAACUGUCAAUUAAAGAUGAAAUAUGCUGCAAAUACACCAAGCAAAAAUGUGAACCGGAAGGCAGAAAAUGGAGCUUGUUUGAAAAACUCGUAUGGAUCCUAGAGCUGCCACUUUCAUUGCCAAGAAGGCUAACAAUUCCAGUAGUUUCAGAGGAGAGAUGGAGCAAGCCAUUUGCAGUGGCUUCAGCCACCAUGGCCCCUGUUUCACAGGCAGCGAUUUGGAGCUCCGGCGCCGGGGUUGGAGUCGGUGGGCUGGUGGGAAUAAGCCUUGGAGUUUUGGCAUUUUUCACCAGAGAGAGGUGUCACCCACCAAGAAAGAGCUGUUUGUUGCUGGGUUGGCUUGGGGGAGGGUUUGUGAUGAGCAUUACUGUUGUAGCCCAAGAACUGGUGGCUCUCUUGGUCUCACUAGGCCGUAUAUUUGGACUCAGCCCAUCAAUUCUAGGGCUCACUGUGCUGGUUUGGGGGAACUCUCUGGGGGAUUUGGUGGCCAACUUGUCAAUGGCAAGGGAGGGUGGGGCAGAUGGGGUUGAGGUUGCAAUAUCUGGGUGCUAUGGAGGGCCCAUUUUCAACACUGUGGUGGGUUUAGGGCUCUCACUUGCUCUGGGAUCAUAG
Messenger RNA from Diospyros lotus (date-plum), 1495 nucleotides. RefSeq names its product cation/calcium exchanger 2-like. Lineage: Eukaryota; Viridiplantae; Streptophyta; Magnoliopsida; Ericales; Ebenaceae. Gene Ontology annotation, molecular function: monoatomic cation transmembrane transporter activity. Gene Ontology annotation, biological process: monoatomic cation transport; transmembrane transport. Gene Ontology annotation, cellular component: membrane. The record is from RefSeq and is a predicted model, not a curated record.